GCUUUUGUGAUAAUGAUAAUAAAGAAUUUCCAAUCAGCCUAUCUGGAAGUAUUAAUAAUAUAAAAAAUAAUGAUAGUACCACAGUUGAAAGUAAUAAUAAUCUUGCAGUAGAAUAUAAUGAUAAUCUAUAUGCUU
This is a messenger RNA of Dentiscutata heterogama, 135 nucleotides long. Lineage: Eukaryota; Fungi; Glomeromycota; Glomeromycetes; Diversisporales; Gigasporaceae. The record is from the annotation of a GenBank genome assembly.